Coccinella septempunctata (seven-spotted ladybird) is the source of this 2336-nucleotide messenger RNA. RefSeq names its product protein SERAC1. NCBI's taxonomy places the organism in Eukaryota, Metazoa, Arthropoda, Insecta, Coleoptera, Coccinellidae. The record is from RefSeq and is a predicted model, not a curated record. The transcript has 7 exons. The coding region runs from base 198 to 2267 and encodes 689 amino acids.
GUUUUUAUUUUUCAAAAUUUGCAUCUAGAUAUAAACAAUUUUUACGUUAUGUUGAUUAUAAGUGCUAUGAUAUUUAUUGAACAACUUCAUAAUAUUUGAGAUAUUUCAAACGAUAAUUCAGUAGGUUAGUUGAAAUGUAGUCAACCAGUAUCUAGAGCUAGUUUUCAUCUUUCCAAGAUACUCUUUCCACAAUCAAAAUGCCUAGUCCAAAAGUGUAUCUCAAAGUAGGUUGUACUACUGUAGCAGUAACUAGCAUUGCUUGGGUAUUUAGUCAAAUAAAAGGCACAAAAAAUAUAUUGAAUAAUGCCGUUGAUUUAUCAAUGCUCAACCUUCUUGAAAGUAAAAAGGAAAGUAUUCCAAUAACCCCCAUCAUAAACUUGGAACCAGAAUAUAUCACCCUCAAUCAUUUGAAAAUCGAUAAAAGGCCUAGAUUUUUAUUAUGGGAAUCGUUGAAAUUCAUGUUGGCUCAGAGAUUGAUCGGACUGAGUCACAGUGAAAAUGAUUUUGUCCGGAUGAAAGCCUUAGAUACUCUGGCAAAGUUGCAAAAUUUCAAUCAAGGCCACUAUUCCUUACUAGCCAAUAUGAUUGAUAAACAUGCCGCCAUACAACUUGCCAGGAUUAAAAAUGUCAAUAUGAAAUUGUUCAUAGAACCUCCUCUAAAGUAUCUCAAAUACACUGAACGGAUGAUCGUUAAUGAAAUCAAAGAGCUACUUUUCAAUUUAUCAGAUAUGUGCACUCAUAAGUGUUUAGAACAGUUGAUCUCCAAGGCCUUUUUCUCAGUAGAGGAGACAAGUAGAUUAGUAGACAAUGAUUCGAUACCAAUGGAAAUGGUCAAGUUGGGAGAGAAUGAACAGAACGUGCUUCCGAUAUGUUUAGAAGCCCUCCUCCAUCACGCCAGCAUCGAAACUUUCGGAAAGGACGUUGUCAAGAUGAACGCCUUACCGUUACUAUCUGAAAUACACAGUAGGUACAGGGGGGACUUGAAUAUUAACGUUGCCCUGAGCAAGAUCAUCUCUUAUCUCUCCUUUCACAAGGAAAUCAUCGACGAGUUGUACAGAACAGGAUGGAUAGGCAUAUUGGCCGAGUGGAUGAAACACGAAGACGUCAGGAUAUCGAUUCCGGCGGCGCGAGCCUUGGCCAACUUGGAAAACAAGGAAGAAUUGUACAAGCGGCAUCUGUAUCUGUUACAUCCGAGCUACGCGGGAUGCAAGGAACCCAAGGUGGACGUGGUGUUCGUCCACGGGCUCCUAGGCGGAGUUUUCUUCACUUGGCGCCAGAGAACCAAGACUGAUUUAACCAUAGGUCUGAUGGGUAAGGGUCCACAUUCUUCUCAACCUCGAAACGAAGAGUCGCUCUCGCAAACCCUCUUCAUGCCCGGCAUCCGCAAGAAAUCCAAGAAGACCAUCGAGAGCAGCGAACCGCGGACGAUGCAAUACAUAAGGGAUUUCGAAGAGGAGGACAUGAACGAAGCGCGGGACUUCGAGGUGGUGCUGGACGACAUACCGACCGCGGGCGACUGCGCGGCGAACUGCGCAUACACGUGCGGCGGCGACAAGCUGGCCGCGGCCGGCAACGCCGACAAUUUCACCUACUGCUGGCCGCGCGACUGGCUGGGCGACGACUGCCGGGACCUGCGCGUGCUCGGCGUCAACUACGAGACGACCCUGUCCAAGUGGAACGGCUGCUGCAGCCACGUGACCGAGAAGACGAACCUGGAGGAGCAGAGCGCGAAGCUGAUGGCCAGUCUGCUGCAGGCGGGGGUGGGCAAGAGGCCCGUGGUUUGGGUCACCCAUUCCAUGGGCGGGCUGCUGGUGAAGAACAUCCUGUGCAAGGCCUCUGGAAGCUCGGAUCCAGGCGUCCGUCGACUGAUCGACAACACCAGAGGAAUCGUGUUCUACAGCACGCCGCAUCUGGGCUCUAACCUGGCCACGUUCAAUCCCGCCAGUCAGCUGGUGCUGCGUCUCUCGAUCGAGGUUCAGGAUCUGAGGGAGAACUCUCCCCUGCUGCUCGACAUCCACAAGAGGUUCCUGAAGGUGCUCGAGGACAGUCCGAUACGGGUGAUCAGUUUCGUGGAGAGCAAGAAGACUUACUUUACCGCCCUCAAGUUCAACUUUCAGCUGGUCACUCCGGAGUCGGGCAAUCCGGGAGUGGGGGAAUAUUACGAGAUACCCCUGGAUCAUCUGGGGAUAUGCAAGCCUAUGUCGAAGUUUUCAUUUCUGUACAGAAGAGUGUACGAUUUUGUUCAAGAGGUCAUUGAAAGUACCUGAAUUAAUUAUGGUUCUGGAAACCAUUGUGCCAAAUGAAACUAGUGAUAAUAAAAAUUAGCUUGUUUUUGA